Messenger RNA from Lathyrus oleraceus (garden pea), 891 nucleotides. RefSeq lists its product as uncharacterized. Lineage: Eukaryota; Viridiplantae; Streptophyta; Magnoliopsida; Fabales; Fabaceae. Gene Ontology annotation, molecular function: RNA-DNA hybrid ribonuclease activity; nucleic acid binding. The transcript has a single exon. Bases 1 to 891 code for a protein of 296 amino acids. The record is from RefSeq and is a predicted model, not a curated record.
AUGACAAAAACUAGGUAUAACAUAGUUGAAAACUUGUGUUUAUGCUUAUAUUUCUUUUGUACAAAGUUAAAGCAUUAUAUAAAACUUGUUGAUGUUUAUGUUUCAUCUCAUUCCGACAUCAUCAAACAUAUGUUGUCCAAACCAAUUUUGCACAUUCGAAUUGGAAAGUGGGCAUUAGCGUUAACUGAAUAUUCCUUAACGUAUAUGCCAUUAAAGUAUGUUAAGGGACAGGUGGUGGCAGAUUUUAUAGUCGAUCACUCCAUAGUUGCGAAUGCACUGGACUAUAUCGAAUUAGAACCUUGGAAGUUGUACUCCGAUGGGUCUAGUCACAAAGAUGGAAGAAGCAUAUGGGUUUUAAUUAUUUCUCCUAAUAAAAUUCCAACAAAACUCAAGUAUAAAGUGGAGGGCCUUUGCUUGAACAAUGAAGCUGAAUAUGAAGCCCUCAUAGUUGGACUUGAAAUAUUGUUGGAAUUGGGGGCAACUCGAGUCGAAAUAAUGGGUUACUCAGAGUUAGUUAUAAAACAGAUCACAAAAGAAUACAAAUGUAUUAAGAAGAAUUUAAUUAUGUACUUCGUAAUAGUCAGUCGAUUGCUAAAAAGAUUCGAGAUGGCUAAAAUUCGACAUAUACCUCAAUUGGAAAAUCAAGUGGCUAAUGAUUUGGCUCAAAUUGCAUCUGGGUACAAAAUUUCAAAAGAAAAACUACAAAAAGUCAUCGAAUUCAGAGGAAAAGUUGUAUCAACCAGAUUAGCCCCAUCAGACUUAGAAAAGACAAAGUUGGGAUAUGCUGAUGAAGAAAACUUCGAAAUAUUGGCAAUAGACAAUCUGACAGAUAGAGAUUGGAGGAAACCAAUAGUGGAAUAUCUACAGAAUCCAACGACGUCUUCUGAUUGA